Iphiclides podalirius (scarce swallowtail) is the source of this 1929-nucleotide messenger RNA. The record is from the annotation of a GenBank genome assembly. NCBI's taxonomy places the organism in Eukaryota, Metazoa, Arthropoda, Insecta, Lepidoptera, Papilionidae.
AUGGACGCGAUCUUGGCAGCUCUCGUCGCGCUGAUGGCAAUAGCCGCAGCAAUGGCUGCCGUGCUGAGCACCCUCUCGAAGGCUGCGAUCUUCGCUCUACUAGCCAUCGCUCCCUGCGUGUACCGUUACAGAAAACGCAUCUAUGUGAUCAUUAAAACGUUUCCCCGUGAUUUUAAAUUCUUGCGGCGGUAUGCCAGGUCCAUUUUCCGGUCUAAGAGAUGGGGUCGGCAAAAUGCAACUGUGGCAGAGCUGUUUACGAAGCGAGCCCUCAAGUAUCCAGAUGACCCUUGUUUUAUCGUGGUCGAUGAUCGUACAUGGACAUUUAAACAGAUGGCGGAAAAGUCCAACCAAGUGGCGCGGGUUAUGCAGGAGCACGUGGGCCUGACUCGCGGUGACGUGGUGUGCGUUUUCAUGCCCAACUGUGGGGAGUACGUGUGGACGUGGCUGGGCAUGGCGAAGGUGGGCGCGGUGUCGGCGCUAAUCAACAGCAACCUGCGGCACAAGCCACUCCUUCACUGCAUACAGGUCGCCAAGGCGAAGGCGAUUAUCUUUUCGGAUAGCCUGGCGGCAGCUGUAGCAGAAGUCCGAGACCAGUUGCCUGCUGAGUUGAAGCUCUUCCAACUGUACGGAAAAUGCGCUGCGGACGUAAUUGACUUUGGGGCGGAGAUGGGCAAGCACGCGCCCGAAUACCCGAUAGUGGUCGACAAGCCGCAGUACAAAGACCCUAUGCUCUACAUCUACACGUCGGGCACCACCGGAAUGCCCAAAGCGGCGGUGUUGCCAAACUCCAAAUACCUCCUCGUGGUUGUGGCGACCGUGCACAUGCUGGGGCUGAGGUCCUCAGACCGCCUGUACAACCCGCUGCCGCUGUACCACACGGCAGGCGGUCUCAUCGGCACGGGCGCGGCACUGGUGGACGGGAUACCCUCGGUGCUGCGCGCCAAGUUCUCCGUUUCCAACUAUUGGAGUGACUGCAUCAAGUACGAGUGCACGGUGGCCCAGUACAUCGGCGAGAUGUGCCGCUACCUGCUGGCUCAGCCGCCGCGGCCUACGGAUUCGCAGCACCGCAUUCGCAUCAUGGUAGGCAACGGAAUGCGCCCCGCCAUCUGGCAGCAAAUGGUGGACAGGUUUAAAGUGCCACAGAUAAACGAAAUCUACGGGGCGACGGAGGGCAACGCCAAUAUCAUUAACGUGGACAACAAGGUGGGCGCGGUGGGUUUCCUGCCGAAGGUGGUGCCGGCCAGCCUUCACCCCAUCGCACUGGUGCGGACCGACGAGCAGGGCGCCCUGGUGCGCGGCCCCGACGGCUUCUGCAUACGCUGCCAGCCCAACGAGCCUGGCAUGUUCAUUGGAUUGAUUUCUCAAGGCAACGCAUCUAGGGAGUACCACGGAUACGUUGAUAAGAGCGACAGCAACAAGAAGCUGGUGCGCGACGUGUUCCGCAAGGGCGACGCGGCGUUCGUGAGCGGCGACAUUCUGGUCGCCGACGAGCUCGGCUACCUGUACUUCCGCGACCGCACCGGCGACACGUACAAGUGGAAGGGCGAGAACGUCGCCACCGCCGAAGUGGAGGACGCCCUCAUCGUGGCCGUGGAGCGGCGCGAUUGCGUCGUCUACGGCGUCUCGAUCCCGCAAACUGAGGGUCGCGCUGGUAUGGCGGCCAUCGCGGACCCCACACGCUCGCUGGACCUCGGCAAGCUGGCGUGCGACCUUGACCUCUCUCUGCCCUCGUACGCCCGACCUCUCUUUCUGCGCAUCAUGAACGACAUCGAAAUCACAGGCACAUUCAAGCUCAAAAAACUUCAGUACCAAAAAGAAGGCUUCGAUCCGGACGUGAUUAAAGAUCCGCUGUACUUUAGAUCUGGCGCAGAAUUCGUUCCUAUCACAUCUCAGUUGUUCAAAGAUAUUUGCAACGGUAAAGUGAAACUA